CUUAAACCAAGCGGCCUGACCGCACUGCAGGGUCAGCGAAAAUUCCGGCAGCGUCUGGGGGACCAGACUUCCAGCCAGCGCGGGAAAGGGCUUCCAUUCGCAGAAGGCAGGCUGGGGGUUAUCCCGAGGUCGCGCCCGCCUCCCCGCGCCCCACACGCGGUCCGCCGCCUCGCUGACCCGUCUUGCCCUGGCCAGAGGGGCCUUCCGCGCUCGGGAGGCCGCUCCCCUCUCUCCCCGCCUCGGGACCAGGGCCCGCGGGCCGCUCUGACCCGGAACUGCUGGGCCCGCGGCGGGCGGGAGGCGCUUGGCUCAUCCCGGGAGUCCCCGGGCUCGGCUCGGCGUGGCGCGCGGUCGGGGGGAAGUCCUUCCUGCCCACUGCAGGCGCUCGCCGCGUGCGGGAGCCCCUGACCGUCGGGUUUCCCCAGGGAGCCGGGCCGCCGCCGGGCGGGGGGCGCUCGGUCCGCGAGGAGGCGCGUGGGUGAGGCGGGGGCGUCGCCGCCGGCCUCAGGUGCGUGACACGCAGGCUCCCGGUUCGUCUCAGGGCAGAAAGCUGGGGGCUUCCCCGAAACCUUCACCCAGCGUACCACCGACGGCGUGUGCGAGAAAACGUGGCGAGCGGGACAAGGGCCGGCCGAGGGGUCAGCGUCGGAACGUGUCCCCCGGGGGCGGUGACUUAUUUGGCACAGAAGUCUUCUUUGAAGAAGUUUAUACAGUAUUGGAGGAUGGCGGAGGCAGUGUUGAUUGACCUCUCUGGUUUGAAAUUGAACUCUCAGAAAAACUGUCCUCUGACAUUACUGAAGACAUUGAAUGCAGUCAGGUGCCACCAUGCUGCCAAGGCCAAGUUCCUUUGCAUACUGGGUUGCAGUAACAUCAAAUGUGAAGAGGAUGGUGCCCAUGAUAAUUGUGAUUUAGAAACAAGCAGUGAAUUAGCGACUGUCUUGAGAGAGUUUGAGAUGGUUAGCAGUUCCAGCAUGGCUGCAUCUUUGUAUACCAUUAAACAAAGAAUUGAUGAAAAGGACCUGACCAGCAUUAAAGUAAUUCUACCAGCGCACAGGAAGGCCUUCGUGAAGGCGUUUAUUGAUCACCUCUUCACCGAUCUGUACACUUUUGAGUUUGAAGAUUUACAGAUGCCUUUGAGGGGAGGUCUUUUGAAACAACCCACUGAAAUGAACAUGAUUACAGCUCAAGAAUUAGAAGAAAUCCAGAAUGAAAUAGAAACAUAUUUGAGAAGUCUGCCAGCACUAAAAGGAGAAUUAACUGUUAUCACAUCUUCUCUGAUUCCAGAUAUUUUCAUACAUGGAUUUACUACAAGAACAGGAGGGAUAUCUUACGUACCAACUCUCAGCUCAUUCAAUCUCUUCAGUAGUUCCAAACGGAGAGAUCCCAAGGUGGUUAUUCAAGAAAAUCUGCGUAGGUUGGCGAAUGUUGCAGGAUUUAACGCUGAGAAAUUUUACCGAAUAAAGACUGAUCAUGCCAGUGACAUCUGGAUUUGGGGAAGAAAGGAGCCUGAAUCUUAUGAUGGCAUAACCACAAAUCAAAAAGGUGUCACAAUAGCGGCUCUUGGUGCUGACUGUAUACCAAUAGUUUUUGCAGAUCCUGUCAAAAAAGCAUGUGGAGUUGCUCACGCUGGUUGGAAAGGUACUUUGUUAGGUGUUGCUAUGGCGACAGUGAAUGCUAUGAUAACAGAAUAUGGCUGUAGUGUGGAAGACAUCGUUGUUGUACUGGGACCUUCAAUAGGGCCUUGCUGUUUCACUCUUCCAAGGGAAUCAGCAAAGGCAUUUCAUAAUCUUGAUCCCAAAUGCGUACGACUGUUUGACUCACCAAAUCCUAAUGUUGACAUACGCAAAGCCACCAGGAUUCUUCUAGAACAGGGAGGAGUUCUUCCACAGAAUAUUCAGGAUCAGCACCGUGAUCUCAGCCUCUGUACAUCCUGCCAUCCUGACAAGUUCUUCUCUCAUGUUCGAGAUGGCCUCAAUUUUGGUACACAGAUGGGCUUCAUAUCAGUUAGAGAAUGAGAUACCUGACUGGAUUUUUGCAUAAACGUUUCCUGCCUGCCUUCCAAGCUGACUACAAGAGAGAAUUUUAGCUGAUUGAUUUACUUAAAACCAAGAUGAUAACAAUAGAUAAUUUAUCUUCAGGAUAUAUUUUCACUAUUAUCCAAAGCCAAAUGAUUAUCAUUUGAUUCUGAUAAUACCUGACAACAAGUCUGUAUGAUCUAACUAAUAUGUCAUACAGAUGAGGGUUAUUAGUCAUAAGGUUUGCUUUCCUUGUUAAUGUAGAACAGUAAUAGGUAUGUUCAAUUCACUAUUUAUUGGGUACCCUCAGUUUUUCAGGCUUGUGUUAAACAUAGAUGAAUCAAGGUGAAUAAGACUUUUUCCCUUUGAGGCUAAUGCAGUGGAGGUGAUAAACACUUCUACAACUUAAGUGUAAUUUUAAUAGUAGUAGAGGAGUACAGAAGAAGGAAGGAUUAAUUCUGUCUGAAAGGCAGGAUAGACAAGUUAUCAUUGAGAAAAUGACAUUUGAUAUGGGCUCGAAAGACGUAUAGGCUUUUGACGGUGGAUUAGCCCUGGUGAAGUCAUUCUAGGGGGAGUGGUGGCUGAGACCGAUUUAAGUGCAACGAGAAAUAGGAUGCAUAGGUGUAUACUCUUUGACAUUGUUUACUAGAAAAAAUAAAGAGCUGGGGACUCUAUCUUGAAGGAAGGGGAGGUUUUAGUAUGAUUAGUUUUGAAUAUGUUUUGUAGGCUGAAGAGAGGAGAUACAUUAUUUUUCAUUUGGGAAACAAUCACUGGUAUAUGUGGUAUAUAUUUUUAAUGUGGGUUGUCAUAUUGCAUCCUAAAAAGAUUUUUUUAUCUCAUACAUGUAUUUCUUGCAUGCAUAUGUAAUAGUAUAACAGCAAAUAACUGUUGUUUUUGCAAAGGACUUUCAUAUACAUUAUCUGAUUUUACCUUUUACAGCUACUCCAAAAAAGGCAUUAGAUGACAAUUUCAAACUCAUGCAGAAUCCUCUUGUUUAAUGAUACAAAGAAGAUUAAGGAAUAAUUUCAAACAUUGAGAAAAGUUGAUAAUUUUCCAGUUCUUCACUGUGCUUUAUUUUAUUUGAAGUUUGCAAAUUUAUAGGGUUGGGUAGCCAUAUUUCACUUUUUAUAUCAAAACAUUCCAAAACCAAAUAAAAAUUAUUUUUUA
Messenger RNA from Choloepus didactylus (southern two-toed sloth), 3182 nucleotides. It is a transcript of the gene LACC1, whose product is annotated as laccase domain containing 1. Gene Ontology annotation, molecular function: copper ion binding. The transcript has 7 exons. The record is from RefSeq and is a predicted model, not a curated record. The coding region runs from base 723 to 2015 and encodes 430 amino acids. Lineage: Eukaryota; Metazoa; Chordata; Mammalia; Pilosa; Megalonychidae.